Messenger RNA from Phoenix dactylifera (date palm), 1242 nucleotides. RefSeq names its product CASP-like protein 2B1. The record is from RefSeq and is a predicted model, not a curated record. Lineage: Eukaryota; Viridiplantae; Streptophyta; Magnoliopsida; Arecales; Arecaceae.
UUUUGGAGGAGCACUCCCCUAGUCUCUUUUGACCAUUCACCACCAUCCGCGCUGCCCUUUCAUUUCCCGUCCGGUUUCACAUACUGUGCGCCCCUUUCCUUGUUAUCUUUGCUCCAAAGCGGGACUCGACCGGCGGCCAUCUUCCCUUUUCUUAGAUGGGGAUUCAGUUCCCCCUCCCCUGGGUCCAUCAAAAGCCAAUUGAAAGCUAGGCGCAAGCUCUUAAAUGCUCCCCACUCCUCCCUUAACUGCUCUCUGGUUCUUGGGCAGAGUGACCCUGGAGCCUUCUUCAAUUCAAUUGCAGGACACAGUUCCCAAGGGAGGAAAGAGUGGUGGGUUUUGGCCAUAAAUAAAGAGGGACAUCCUGCUCCAGGUUCCAUUGCAUUUGCUCGCUCUUGCGGUGGUUGUGCUCCUGGCUUAGGGCUGGAAGAUGAGGCCAGGGGUUGGAGUUAGCCCAGGGAACGUGCCUGUGUACUAUGGGGGAGGGCACCUGAAGGCAGUGGAAAGGAGAAUGAAGGUGGCUGAGGUGGUGCUAAGGUGGGUGAUCUUUGGGCUGGGAGUGCUUGCUGCUGCUCUUGUGGCCUCUGACACCCAGGUCAAGAACAUCUUCUCCGUGCAAAAGAAGGCCAAGUUUACAGACAUCAAAGCUUUGGUGUUUCUGGUGAUUGCUGAUGCCAUAGCCGCAGGUUAUAGUCUCAUCCAGGGAUUGAGGUGUGUGGUGAACAUGAUCAAAGGGAAUGUGCUCUUCAACAAGGCCUUGGCUUUGGUUAUAUUCUCUUGCGAUCAGGUGAUGGCGUAUGUGACACUAGCUGCAGUAGCAGCGGCGGCACAAUCGGCGGUGCUCGGGGAGUUUGGGCAGUCGGAGCUGCAAUGGAUGAAGCUAUGCAAUCUCUAUAACAAGUUCUGUUCCCAAGUUGGGGAGGGAAUUCUGAGUUCAUUUGUGGUUAGCCUUGGCAUGGUCAGCCUCUCCGGUCUAUCAGCUUUUAACCUCUUUCGCUUGUUUGGGAACAACAAAGGAAAGAGCAGUGGGAGUUGAGAGAUAGAUUCAAUUGCAGCUCGUUUUUUAGCACCAACAUGUUAUCCUUUGUGUCGUUAUCCCUUGGCUGGUAAAGUAGUUAUGCUUUAAUGUGGGCUUUGUAAAUGUUUAUCAUAUGUAUGUAAUAAAUGCAAGACAUGCUUCUGUAUGCUGCUUUUGGGACAAAAAAAAUCCAGUCAAGAACUCAUCUAGUUUGUUUGGACCUCCAA